Messenger RNA from Theobroma umbraticum, 1716 nucleotides. RefSeq names its product putative glucan 1,3-beta-glucosidase A. NCBI's taxonomy places the organism in Eukaryota, Viridiplantae, Streptophyta, Magnoliopsida, Malvales, Malvaceae. Gene Ontology annotation, cellular component: cytoplasm; actin cytoskeleton. The record is from RefSeq and is a predicted model, not a curated record. Gene Ontology annotation, molecular function: actin filament binding; hydrolase activity, hydrolyzing O-glycosyl compounds. Gene Ontology annotation, biological process: polysaccharide catabolic process; establishment or maintenance of cell polarity; actin filament bundle assembly.
AAGAAACAUCAAAAUGUUGGUCUCCUCAACAAGGCAUGUACUAAGCAUUUGUGUCCUCCUGUCUUUGGUUUUAUCUUUCUGUCAGGGGAGGGUAGACCCAAAUUUCCGGAUUAGAGCAGUUAAUCUAGGAGGUUGGCUUGUGACAGAAGGUUGGAUUAAACCUACUCUUUUUGAUGGCAUCUUGAACAAGGACUUUUUGGAUGGAACUGCGCUUCAGUUCAAGUCAGUAACAACCGGAAAAUAUCUUUGCGCCGAGCUAGGAGGAGGAAGUAUCAUAGUUGCCAACCGGACUGCUGCUUCUGGCUGGGAAACCUUUAGAUUGUGGAGGAUCAAUGGCACAGCUCUUAACUUUAGGGUCUUUGAGAAGCAAUUCGUUGGACUAGACGCAAAUGGAAAUGGGAUUGACAUGGUAGCUGUUUCAAAAACUCCUGGAAAUUCGGAGACCUUCGAGAUUGUGAGGGACUCCAAUGAAAAGAACCGGGUUCGAAUCAAAGCACCAAAUGGGUACUACUUACAGGCGAAAACAGAAGAGCUGGUGACAGCUGAUUCGCAAGGGGGUAAUGGGUGGGGAGAUGAUGAUCCAUCAGUAUUUGUGAUGCAGAUGACCGGACGGCUUGAGGGCGAGUUUCAAGUAACUAAUGGCUAUGGCCCGGACAGAGCCCCACAAGUCAUGAGGGACCACUGGAGAACAUUCAUUGUGGAAGAAGACUUCAAAUUUAUAUCACAAAAUGGACUUAAUGCCGUGAGAAUACCAGUUGGUUGGUGGAUAGCCAGCGAUCCAAUGCCACCCCCGCCUUACGUUGGGGGCUCCUUGCAAGCAUUAGACCAUGCCUUCUUAUGGGCAGAGAAAUAUGGAUUAAAAGUAAUAAUUGAUCUACAUGCUGCACCUGGUUCACAAAAUGGCUGGGAGCACAGCGGUUCCAGAGAUGGCUCCCAGGAAUGGGGCGAAUCAGAUGAAAACAUACACCAAACGGUUGCUGUUAUAGAAUUCUUAACAGCCAGAUAUGCAAAGAGCCCAAGCCUUUAUGCAGUGGAGCUGAUCAACGAGCCUCUCUCCCCAGGAGCAACACUGGAGAGCGUGACCAAAUACUACAAAGCCGGUUACGCCGCCGUUCGUCGGCACUCUUUGACAGCUUUUGUAGUGUUGUCGAAUAGGCUAGGACCGAUGGAGCCAAGGGAGCUAUUCCCAAUGGCCAGUGGGUUAAGGGGAUCCGUUAUCGAUGUGCAUUACUACAAUCUUUUCCAGGACAUGUUCAACAACUUGACGGUCCAACAGAACAUUGAUUUUAUCUACACCAACCGGUCCUCGCAGCUGAAUCAUAUUACUACAUCUAAUGGUCCUCUCACUUUUGUUGGUGAAUGGGUGGCUGAGUUGAACGUUAGUGAAGCCACAAAAGGGGAUUACCAAAGGUUCGCCAAGGCCCAAUUAGAGGUUUACGGGAGGGCGACUUUUGGUUGGGCUUACUGGACUCUGAGGAACGUCAACAGACAUUGGAGCCUCGAGUGGAUGAUCAACAAUGGCUAUAUCAAGCUUUAGUUAGCCCUCUAGCAAGUAAACAACGGCUGCAACAUGUCCCCACAAAAAAAGAAAAAAAAAAAGCAAAGAAAAAAAGUUGUAGCAUGGUUGUAGACAAUCCCUAAUACUUUUUUAUUUUUAGAAAAAAAAAAUAAAUUUGGACUUAAAUUCUUUAUCCAAGUCUCACCUCACUUUUAUCA